Messenger RNA from Dujonia railenensis, 2526 nucleotides. Lineage: Eukaryota; Fungi; Ascomycota; Pichiomycetes; Serinales; Debaryomycetaceae. The record is from the annotation of a GenBank genome assembly.
AUGACGCAGCCGUUCGCUAAAAUAUCUUCUAUGCUAGAGUCUGCAAGAGACCUCACGAUUGAGGCUGCGGUUUCUGCUUCGUCCAGAUUUGCAGAGACACUGCCUUCGGUUAUGGGGUACCAAGAAGUGAUCAAAUUGCUAAACUCUAGAAAUGAGAGAGAUAUACUCAGUGGAAUGAAGUGUGUGAUGGCACUGAUAUCUAGAGGAGAAAGCUCUACAUCAGGAGCAGAUGAUAACGGAACGGAGGAUGCUCUCCGAUACUUUGGAGAUGUGGUGAAGAACAUAACGUGUGGCAAUACCGUGGUGAAAAAUUUAAUAUUGAUUUAUUUGACCAAGUAUGCCGAGCUUGAGCCAGACACGGCAUUGCUCUCUAUAAACACGAUCCAGAAGUCAUUGAAUGAUAAGAAUCCAAUUACAAGGUAUACAUCGAUUAGGGCCAUGGCCGGAAUUAAGAUCUCGUCGAUUUCUCCCAUUACUUUGCUUUGCAUAAAGAGGACCGUUUCUGAUUUGCAUCCCGACGUUAGAUCUGCCACCGCAAUCGCCAUAGGGAAGUUGUACGGCCUUGAGGAUAUCUCCAGCUCGACAAAGAAACAACUAUUUGAGUUUUUGACCAAACUUUUGUCCGAUAGUAACCCCAUAGUGGUUGGGUCAGCAUUGAAGACUUUCUACCAAAUCAAGGAUAGUGUGUUGACGUCGUCCAUCAGUCAGUCCUUGGAAAAGAAGAAAUGGAAUGUCUUACACGCACUGUUCAGGAGGCUCUGCAGGCUUUUACCAACACUAGACGAAUGGAGUCAAUCGUUCUUGAUCGAUAUCUUGACUGAAUACAGUAGGCUCUUCUUACCCAAACCUAAGAUUUACAGAGAAGGCGGAGAAGUAUCGGACUAUGAUCAGCUAUCCGCGCAGGAUAAUAUAGACAAUUAUGAAGUGUCAAUGGAUGCAGACCUCCAACUUUUCAUUGAUUCCUUGAAACCUUUAAUCUACACUAACUCAGAGUUUGUCAUUUUAAGUAUUUCCAAGGCAUUAAUGUCCUUAGCACCACCCAAGACGUACCAGCAAAUGCAGUUGGUUCCAGUCACCAUAAGAUUAAUUUCACCUACAUCUAACUUCCAAGUGGCUUAUUUUGCAUUACAAGCUAUUCGAAGCGUAGUUGUUCAGAAUAGAUUUAUAUAUGAGCACUACUUCAAAAGGUUUUACAUCUACCCUGAUGAUUUACCUUCCAUAGCCCAGUUGAAGCUUGAAAUUUUAUCGAUGUUGGCUAAUGAAUCAAAUAUGCCUUUAAUUUUUGAAGAAUUGAAAAGCAUUGUAUUCAACUCGAACUCCAACUUGAUUGCAAAACAAGCACUCGUUUGUAUUGGUAGAUGCUCUCAAAUAUCUGACGUUUGGAACCAGAGGAUAUUGAAAUGGUGCUUGAAGCAAAUUACUAAAACAGAGGGUUUAAUACUUGAUGAGUUACUCACGAGUAUACGAUAUCUUGUACAAACAAAAAACCACACAACUGCUAAUGACAGUCUUGCCAAAACAAUUUAUCGUCUAUCACUAUUGAUAACGAACAGUGAUAAUAAAAUAGAUAGUGAAGCAAAGGCUAGCAUUAUCUGGAUAAUUGGAGAAUUUACUAAUCAUACAUAUAAUCAGAUUGGGCCAGACGUCCUUAGGGUAUUAAUUCCCAAUUUCGCUAACGAAGCUGAUAUAGUUAGAUAUCAAGUGUUGGUCCUUUCUGCAAAAAUAAUGGCUUUUGAGUUAGAAGCAAUAGUUGGCGAGAAUGAAAUCAAGUACUUCUUUGAAGAGAAUAUUCAUGCGAAAAUGUUCAGUCACAUCUUGCAAUUAUGUAAAUACGACAAUAGUUACGAUACUAGAGAUAGAGCAAGAAUGCUAAGCAUUUUAUUAUCAGGACAACACCAUGAAUCAAAAUUAGCAACUUUAUUUUUACAGGUUCCAAAGAAUGCACCUUUGAUAGGCUUCAGAAAUGGGGAUGGGAAGAACACAAAUUUGGCUAAUUCUUCGGAAAUAUUCCAAUCAUAUUACAAGAAAAUUCCUGAUUGGGCAGAUCCUUCUGGACAUCCAGCAGCUUCUGUUCGUAAAGAAAUUUUAAGUAAGUUGAAUGGAGGAAACGAAAAUGUGGUUACUUCUAUUUCUUCUCAAAACUUUUUGAGCAAAUCACAAUCUCCAAUUCCAAUUUCGGAACAUGCUUUUUCAUCCAAGGAUUUUCAACUGGGUGUUCCCAAAAUUACUCCUAAGGAGACCUAUAGACUUCAAAGUUUAGAUGAUUUCUUUGGGAAUGAAGAUGAGGAAGAAGAAGAAAGCGAUGAAGACGACGACGAGGACGACGACGAUGAAGAUGAAGAAAGUGACAAUAGCGACGAAAUAGAGGAAAGCGAUGAAGAUGAGGAUGACGCUGUUGAAGAAGAAGAUGAAGGAUAUGGGCAAGCGGAAGUAGAUGGGAAUCCCGACGAGGCUAAUCCGACUAGUUCUGAUAGUGAGGAUUCGGAUACCGACAGUUCUACCACCAAUCAUUUACUUCGCAAGUAA